This is a messenger RNA of Amoebophrya sp. A120, 212 nucleotides long. The record is from the annotation of a GenBank genome assembly. Lineage: Eukaryota; Dinophyceae; Syndiniales; Amoebophryaceae.
AGAACGUUCAGAAGAGCAUUGGCGUCGGCAAUUAAAAAGAAAGAAAGUGGUGAUGGAUCGGUCAAAAAGAACAAAAGUCCUUAUCUACUUGAUAUUGCAGUCGGUCAUCUCGUGCGCAUCCUCGUGAACACAAGACGUACGGACGUACAACUUCUGUAACGUUUCUCGCGCUCUUGUCUGACGAGACUCGUCGUUCAUCAUGAGCCUGGAAA